AUGGCGCAUUUUACCGCACCCAACCGGCUCUUUAUCAAAGUUUCCAACUCUCCGUGGUUCGAUGUCGUCACCAGGUUCCUGGGCGAAUUCUUCGGCACCGGUAUGCUGUUGUUUCUCGGCUGUUUGGGCUGUUUGGAUGGAUUUGACCACACAACCACCAACUUCAGCCGGGGCAUCACCUUCGGAUUCACCGUCAUGGUUGCGAUCGUCACGUUCGGUGUCGUUUCGGGAGCGCACAUCAACCCCUCCGUUUCGAUUGCCGCCUUCAUCUACGGUGAUCUUUCGGCGGUGAUGACACUGGUGUACUUUGUGGCCCAGUUCACGGGCGCCAUAUGCGGGUACGGAUUGCUGAAAGCGGUAGCACCAACCGAGUACUUCGACGACGCACUCGUCAGUGGUCACGGGAGUUGCGUUACGGCACCACACGCCAAUCUAUCCACCGGGGCGGCCUUGGCCAUAGAGUUUCUCGUCACCGCCAUUAUGAUCUGGGGUUGCUGCGGAGUUUGGGACCCACGAAACGCCAAGCAGCAGGAUUCGGUGCCGAUAAAGUUCGCCCUUAUGGUUGGCGCUAUCGCCGUUGCAGCCGGUCCGGCAACCGGCGGCAGCAUGAACCCGGCGAGAACGCUGGCACCCUGCUUGUGGAACAAUAGCUACCACAGAAUCUGGAUCUACUUUGUCGGUCCUCCGUUGGCUGGUAUAGUGAUGCCGAUCAUCUACAAGUACGUUUUCCGAAAAGAAGUCAAAGUCACGGACACAGUCGAACCUGAAGGCACCCGGGAGCAAGUGUGCGUUAGUGUCGUUCAAAAAUAG
Molecule: messenger RNA, 810 nt
Organism: Anopheles bellator
Lineage: Eukaryota; Metazoa; Arthropoda; Insecta; Diptera; Culicidae
Product: aquaporin AQPAn.G-like
Exons: 4
Coding region: 1-810 (269 amino acids)
Biological process (GO): transmembrane transport
Cellular component (GO): plasma membrane
Molecular function (GO): water channel activity
Source: RefSeq, a predicted model, not a curated record